Molecule: messenger RNA, 1770 nt
Organism: Phragmites australis (common reed)
Lineage: Eukaryota; Viridiplantae; Streptophyta; Magnoliopsida; Poales; Poaceae
Product: UDP-D-xylose:L-fucose alpha-1,3-D-xylosyltransferase MGP4-like
Exons: 7
Coding region: 104-1630 (508 amino acids)
Cellular component (GO): Golgi apparatus
Molecular function (GO): glycosyltransferase activity
Source: RefSeq, a predicted model, not a curated record
UUCACCACCACCGACCAACGCCGAGUGACUCUACAGUAGCAGUACUAGGGUAGUGCACACACUCUCCUCCCCGUCCCACCUCCCGAAACCCCGAUAUCCGGCAAUGUCGCUCCACCAGCGACCGCACCAGAAGCCGCCAGCCGCCGAGGAUUCCAUCCCCGUCUCCUCCCUCUCCUCCUCCGCCGGCGCAGGCUCCUCCCGCCCGCUCCCCUUCCUCACGCUCCCCUACCUCUUCUCCCUCCUCGCGCUCCUCCUCUUCGCCGCCCUCCUCCUCCCCUGGGGCCCCGCCGCGCGCGCCCCCGCCUCCCCGUGGCGCGCCUACACGCUCCAGGAGGCUGCGGCCUUCGCCGCCGCCGCAGGAAACGGCACCGUUCUCCUCGCCGCUGUCUCUGGGCCUUACCUCCCCUUCCUCUCCAACUGGCUCAUCAGUGUCCGCCGCGCCGGCCGCGCCGACCAGGUGCUCGUCAUCGCCGAGGACUACGAGACCCUCGACCGCAUCUACGCCGCCUGGCCCGGCCACGCCGUCCUCGUGCCCCCCGCGCCCGAUGCCCAGGCCGCCCACAAGUUCGGAUCCCAGGGGUUCUUCAACUUCACCUCGCGCCGGCCGCGGCACCUGCUGCAGAUUCUUGAGCUCGGGUACAGCGUCAUGUACAACGACGUGGACAUGGUGUGGCUCGCCGACCCGUUCCCGUACCUCGUCGGGGACCAUGAUGUGUACUUCAUGGACGAUAUGACUCCUGUGAAACCACUCGAUCACUCACAUGAGCUCCCACCGCCGGGGAAGAAAGGGCGGACAUAUAUUUGUAGCUGCAUGAUCUUCCUCCGGCCGACGGAAGGUGCCAAGCUGCUGCUAAGGAAGUGGAUCGAGGAGCUCAAGGAGCAACCGUGGUCGAAGCAGAGGAAGUCGAAUGAUCAGCCAGCUUUCAACUGGGCUUUGAACAAGACUGCUGGGCAGGUUGAUGUGUACCUGCUACCUCAGUCUGCAUUUCCAACUGGUGGCCUAUAUUUCAAGAAUAAAACAUGGGUCAAGGAGACGAAGGGCAAGCAUGUCAUUAUACAUAAUAACUACAUCACAGGGUUUGAAAAGAAGAUAAAACGUUUCCGUGAUCAUGGGCUGUGGUUGGUAGAUGAACACAGCGAUGAGUCACCAGUUGGUAGAAUAUGUGGAAAGCAAGAAGCGCAGAAGAUCGACAAUGAUACAGAAGAACUCAUUGCAUUCAUGAAGAAGCGCUACGAGGAAAAAGUGCGCCCUGCAGAAAAUUUCGAGGACUUCUACCAUAGUAUUUACGAGCUCAUCGAAAUGUUUUGUGAGGAACGUGGGCAGUUGCAGUACAGGAUACCGUCAAAAGAAGUUCUCUUGGAACAGUACAAGAAGGCUCACAAACAGAAGGACGGCAAGAACCUGACCCAGGAUGAGUUCCAGGCGAUCGCCAAGGCGGUCGUGAAGGUGGACAGCUUCACCUUCGGCGGGGCCUACAUCAAAAUACUCGCCGUCCUCUUCGGCCUGCCAGCGUGCGCGGUCGUCACGAAGCGGUUCAUCCCGGGCCUCAGGUCCAUAUCCGACGACAUCGUCAUCCCGGCGGCCACCUCCGGCGCCGUCGUCUUCCUCGCCAAGACGAACAAGCUGUGACCGGCAAAAUUAAACGAGUUGCCGUGUACUUCCGGCCCACGGAAGCAACAGGGCGAUACAUGUCUAGUAAUAAUUGUCAUGUGUUGUGACCCGCUUGAUUACAUCCAGAAUUAUAAAUAAAAGGGUGUCGAAACUCAAAA